AUUCUUGAUCAGCAAAUCCUAACUCUAAUCAAUAUAGUUUAAAACAUGUCGUGUGAGCGUCCAAAAAAAUUUUACGAUAGAACUUGCCUGCAGGACACAACAAAACAGGUGUGAAAAAGAUUUUCAAAUCAGUAUAACACUAAAACGGCACCACAGAAGCAUAAUCAUCACCCUUCUACAUGUACCUUUAACAGUAAAUAGUUCAACCAAUAGGCACUUAUAUACAAAGACUUGUCAUUUAUUCCAUCAUAAUAUUUUUUUUCAAAGUCAUCCUGUCUAGAAGUUGUCAACCAUAAUCUUAUUUUUUACAUUCAUUUUUAUUAUAAUCAUACAAGUAGUCAAUGGAACAGCAAAUUCAACUGGCCGUAGAUAUUGCACUUAGUGGUACUGCCGACCCCAACUUGAAAAAUCAAGCAUUUCAAUUUAUUGAACAAAUAAAAUCAACUCAAGAAGGAUAUAAUUCAUGUGUUGAAAUUCUAUUGAAAUCUUCAUCUCAAUCAGUUAAUGAAGGUUUAAAAUUCUUUGCAUAUCAAGUUAUCGAUGAAUAUAUUGAAAAUUUAUCAGAUGAUCAACUCUUUUCAUUAAAUUCAAAAUUAUUUGAAUUAUUGGCAGGUUAUAUAACUAAUGAUAUUAGUGAUCCUAUAUAUUUAAAGAAUAAAUUAGCUCAAAUAUUUGCCAAAUUAUUUCGUUAUGUUUAUUUAACAGUUUAUCCAAAUUUUAUAAAAGAUUUACAUACUAUCAUAUCAUCCAAUAAUCAAUAUGCUCUUGAUUAUUAUACAAGAAUUAUAAUAGCUAUUCAUUAUGAAGUUGGAGAUAAAUUUGUUAAUAGAAAUGAUAACCUUCUUGAAAGAAAUACUUUAUUAAAAGAUGCUAUAAGAGCUAAUGAUAUGAAUUCUUUAGUAGCAGUAUGGUCAAAUAUUUUAACUCAAAUAUCAAAUUCUCCAGAAAUUUUAAAUAAUACACUUACAAUUGUUGGCCAAUAUAUUAGUUGGAUGGAAAUUGGUUUAUUUGUAUCAAAUGAUUUUAUUAACAGCAUAUUUCAAUUUUUAAAUCGAAAAGAUCAAAGAAAUAUUACUUGUAGUACUUUAAUAGAAAUUAUCUCCAAAAAGAUGAAACCAAAUAAUAAAUUAGAAUUACUUUCCCUUUUAAAUCUUACAUCUGUUAUUAAUUCUAUAGAUGCAAGUGAAGAUGAUCUUGAUUUUGAUGUUAGCAUUUCUAAAUUAGUUAAUCAAGUGGGUAUUGAACUUUUAAUUGUACUUGAAAAUGAUCCAACAUUAAUAAUUCCAGUUCAAGAACAAUUUGUCAAACUUUGGCCUCUUGUAUUAAAUUUUCUUUCUCAUGAAUAUGAUGAUGUAUCUCAAGAAGUAUUUUCAUUCAUUCAACAAUAUUUAUUAUUAGGUAAAAAAUUAAAUGCCUUAGUUUCAGUUAAUUUAAUGUCAACUUUAUUAAAUAAAGUUAUCUUAAAGAUGAAAUAUGAUGAUUCUUCUGAUGGUAUAGAUGAUGAAGAAGAUGAACAAUUUCUUGAAAUUAGAGCCAAACUUAAAACUUUUCAAGAUACUAUAGCAGUAUUAAAAUCAGAUUUAUAUUUAGAAGCUAUACCUGUUGUUAUUAAUGAAUCUGUCUUUAAAAAUGUAAAUGAUUGGAGAAGAAUUGAAUUGGGAUUAUUUGAAUUAAAUAACUUUUCUGAAAGUUUAAGAAAUAAUUUAAUUAAUCUUCCUAAAAAUGAAAUUAAUAAUAGUAAACCUUAUAUGAUUUUCCAAGAAUUUUUAAUUAAAUUAAUUAAUUCAAAUAUAAUCAUUGAAAUUAAUCAUCCAAAAGUUCAAAUUGAAUUUUUUGAAAUCAUUGUUAAACAUUAUACAUUUUUAACAUCACAAUCAAAUCAACAAGAAUUAGUAAUUCGAAUUUUAGAAAUUUUUACUAGUCCAUUUGGUUUAACUAAUGAGAAUGAAAAAGUUAGAUUAAGAAGUUGGUAUUUAUUUUUCCGAUUUGUAAAGCUUACUAAACCAACAUCAAAUGAUGUUUCAUUUGUUGAAUUAAUUAUUGGUAAACUUAGACCAUUACUUUCUAUUAAAGCAGAAUUACCAACUACUGAUGAAGAUGAUGAUGUAAUUGAUAAUGGUAAUUUUAAUAAUCAAUUAUAUUUAUUUGAAAGUGUUGGAUUAUUAAUAUCACUUAUACAAAAUAAUCAUUUAUCUCAAAAAUUACGAUUUAUUGAUUUAAUUUUUGAACCUUUAUUUAAUGAUUUGGAACAAUGUAUUCGUAGUUCUGAUCAAGAUAAAACUACUCAACCAUUAAUUGCUUUACAAGCUCAUCACUCUUUAAUGGCUAUAGGUACAUUUGCUAGAGGAUAUGAUCAUGAUCAAAUUAAAUAUUCUCCAGAAGUAAUUGCAAAAAUAAAUAAUGCUGCACAAGUUGUUUUAAUAACCUUAGAGAAUUUUUCUAAACAUGAAAUAAUUAGAGAUUCUUCUAGAUUUGCAUUUGCUAGAUUUAUUCCAAUUUUAAAGAGUCAAAUUAAUGUUCAUUUAACAAAAUUAGUAAGUUUAUUUUUGGCAGCUAAUAAUUUGAAGAUUAGUGAAUUAAGUGAUUUUUUAAGUUUUCUUGGUCAAAUUGUACAUAAUUAUAAAAAUGAUGAGAGUAUGUAUCAAUUAUUAAAUAAUUUAUUAACACCAUUAGUUAAUAAGAUAUAUGAAAUAUUGGCAACUACUGGUUCAGAUGAUCAACAUAUAAUUUCUGAUAAGUAUCAACUUAAACGUGCAUUUUUAAAUUUCCUUAGUUCUAUAGUAAUUAAUAAUUCAUCAAGUUUAUUAGUUACAGAAACUAAUAAACAAAAAUUUCCAGAAAUUGUUACCGGACUUUUUGAAUAUGCUUAUGAUUUAAAUGAAACAACAGUAUCUAAAUUAGCCAUAACUCAACUUAUUAAUAUUGUUAAUAUCUUUGGAGAUAAGGGAAAAAUUAGUGAUAAAGAAGAUAAAUAUGGUCAAUCAUUACCAGCAAUUGAUGGAAUUGAAGAAUUCUUAAUGAGUAAAGUUACUCAACUUUCAUUUGAAUUACCAUUUCAAAAGCAAGAAUUUGAUUUAAAAGAUGCUCAAUAUCGUUUAAUGGGUCAAGAAAUCGCUCUUUUAUUAAAGACAUUCCAACAACGGAAAAAUGAUGAAUUUACAAAUUAUCUUUCAAAUUAUCUCACUAAUAUGGGAUUAUCUCAAGAUCUUACCAAUGACUUCUGCACUAAUUUGGUAUCAUCGGAUAUCAAACAAUUCAAAAAGUAUUUUAUAACGUUUGUAACAAAAUUAAAGGGUAAUAAAUAAUACAAUUACAAUUACAAUUACAAUUACAUUCACACUUACACUAAAGGGGAAUAUUAUAUUACGCAAGCGGAUACAAACUCCGACUACAGAAUAAAUCGGCGUACUAUCACACACUCACACACUCACCAUGUAAAUAUACUAUACUAUAUAAUUUUGUCUUUUAUAUAAAAAUCCGCACCGUUGCAUAAUUAGUUAAUAUACAGUACCAGCCAAUUUUUUAGUUUUAGUUUUUGUAUGCGAUG
This is a messenger RNA of Scheffersomyces amazonensis, 3547 nucleotides long. RefSeq names its product Ran GTPase-binding protein. The transcript has a single exon. NCBI's taxonomy places the organism in Eukaryota, Fungi, Ascomycota, Pichiomycetes, Serinales, Debaryomycetaceae. Gene Ontology annotation, cellular component: nuclear pore; cytoplasm; nuclear matrix. Gene Ontology annotation, biological process: tRNA re-export from nucleus. Gene Ontology annotation, molecular function: small GTPase binding; tRNA binding. The record is from RefSeq and is a predicted model, not a curated record. Bases 342 to 3305 code for a protein of 987 amino acids.